Messenger RNA from Protopolystoma xenopodis, 456 nucleotides. NCBI's taxonomy places the organism in Eukaryota, Metazoa, Platyhelminthes, Monogenea, Polystomatidea, Polystomatidae. The record is from the annotation of a GenBank genome assembly.
CUCCGACAACAUAACCUAAUUGACUCCAAGGCCGUAGCAUUAAACGGCUUAAUGAGUCAAGAUAAUCGCCAGAUAGCUUUAACUCAGUUCCGUUCGGGGCAAACGGCUAUUCUAGUUGCAACGGAUCUGGCUGCUAGGGGCCUUGAUAUCGCUGAUGUUGAUUUGGUUAUUAAUUUUGAUGUUCCAACUGGCAUCACAUGGUCGGAAGCCUUGAAGUCAUAUAUCCAUCGGGUUGGUAGAACAGCACGUGCGGGCCGACCCGGUAGAGCUAUUUCUUUAGUGACGCCUUACUCGGUCACUAGACUAAAGGCAAUCGAAUCCGCUUUGGGUCACCGCAUACCUCAGCUACGGUGGCCUGGAUCAUCUUGCUUAGAUCAUCGGCUCCGGGAUCUUGUUUUAGGUGCUAAUAAGCAAGCAAAAGCGUUCCGUGAAUCACGGUUCCCAUUUAAACCUUAA